This is a messenger RNA of Corylus avellana, 3499 nucleotides long. RefSeq lists its product as uncharacterized. The record is from RefSeq and is a predicted model, not a curated record. Lineage: Eukaryota; Viridiplantae; Streptophyta; Magnoliopsida; Fagales; Betulaceae.
AGAAUUUACGUACUAAAAAAAUAUGUUUUAUUUAUUUAUUUAUUAAAAGGCUAACCCAACCGGCCCUUUUGCCGACAGGUUCCGCAAAGAAUGCUUCUGAACAGCAUUACUCUUGUAAUUAUCACUUCUCGUUUUCUUUCUUAAUUUAUUUUCAGUCUUCUGCUCUGAAUCUCCUCGUUUUUCUUCUUCCCAAAGCUUCUUCCUUACUGAAAAUGUCUCAACCUAGUCAACCUUCCGCCAGUGAAAUCUCCGGGGAUGCCAACCCCCCUAUUGCCGAAGUUAGGCCAACCGAGGCCGAUACUACUCCUGCCGACGAAGUUGCUGCCGUUGUAGGAAACACGACUAAGUACUGGGAAGUUAUCGGUGGGAUCAGAUCCAUUUUUACUCCAGCCAUUGAAGGGUUUCUUCGUAAUAAUUACGACAUCCCUUCCACGGUGGUUCUUCAUUUUCCUUCUCCUUCGUCAAGUCCGUUGGCGAAUCUUGGAGAAGUCUGUGUGUAUGAGCGUAUGCUUAAGGCGGGGUUGCGUUUCCCCCUUCCAAGAAUCGCCCGAGAACUGCUUUGCCAUCUUGGAGUGGCGCCGUUUCAAAUUGCGCCCAAUGGAUGGCGAUUUCUUAUAGCCUGCUAUCUGUUGUGGCCGGAAGCGAAUCCCGGCCAUGAGAUGUCAGUGGAGGAAUUUCUGAAGGUUUACCGUCCGAUGCCUUUGCAAGAGGUGUCCGGUGUGCUAUCAUUUACUGCCCGGGAGAAACUGCAAGUUAUAGGUCUCGGAGGUACUUACACCAACAACAAGGAUUGGCAUAAGGAAUUUUUCUUUGUGUCCGGAGAUUGGGAGUGCCUCCCGGAUGAAGAUUUGUCUCAAGUUUUGAGAAUCCCCCGAUCAUGCCGCCCUUUGCACAAAGAAAUGGAAGCGCCUCCCUCUUUGACUCGAGUUCAGCUCAAGCGUGUGGCCAACUUUAUAUCUUUUGUUCACAAACAUCUGAAGACCCCCCGACUGGCUUUUAAAGUUAUUGUUACAGAUCAGAACCUCCGGGACAGACUCCACUAUUCAAUUCCGGAAAAUAAAGUUCUUUGGAAGAGGAAUUUGAAGAAGAAGAAAGCUCUUGCACCCAAAAAACAGAAGAAGAAGAAGAAGAAAGCUCUUGCACCCAAAAGACAGAAGACACUUUUUGUCAACGCGAGGAAACCUGCUGCUGAUUCUCCGGAGAAAAGGGCUGCUUCUAAAGCUGCAAAGAAGACUGCAACUGAGGCUUCCAAGAAACGAGCUCUCGAAGGUUCAAAGAAACCGAUUGCUGAGUCUCCGAAGAAGACUGUCGGUGACAGGGGCAAGACUGAUGAGCCUUCUCAAACGGUGGUCAAAGAUAAAGGCAAGAGGAAAGCUGGUGAUGCUCUUCCGAGAAUCACUAUAGCAGGCUUACCCCAAGCCCCUGCUAAAACUUCUUUGAGGCUCUUAGUCGAGCUUGAAGACCCUGACUUUCCUUUGAAGAGGAAGAAAGCGAAGAAGGCAGAGGCUAGUUUGAGAACAGUGGGGCCUGAAGUUAACUUGGAAGCGGAGAGGUCUGAAUCUGGCUCGGGAGCAGAAAAUCUUAACGAUGACUCGGGGGCGGAAAGGCCUGACAGUGGCUCAGGAGCAGAAAGGCCUGAAGCUAGUUCGGGAGCAGAGACAUAUGCUCCUGCUGUGCCUACUCCUGUCGUCAGAGCCUUUACCAAUGUCUUGAGUGGUGCCAGGAGGCUUUUGAACAAGAAUCUCACGAUUCAGGAGGUUCUUCUCGAGGGUAGACCAUCCAGGCCAUCAACAGUAACUCUGCUCGACGGUGAACCCCUUCUUGUUGCACCUUCCAUAGCUAUGCCCCUCUCAUCUGCUUCUACAGAAGUCGUGCACUUGUCAGCUUCUGAGUCUGACACUGAGUCUGACACCGUGAGCUCCCCAGAUUUAGAGCAUAUUCUUAGGGAUCUUGCUGCUAAGGCACCGCUAAUAGAGCCUCUUGCUAUGGCGAUUCCAGAGCAGACCGAGUCAAGUGAUCCCUCUGUGAUUCCCGAGACUAGCUGCAGCAAGCUUAACCCUGAGCCUGUGAUCAGUGAACCUGUGGCCACCGAGCCUACUGCUACAGUUAUCGAGGCCGUGGUCACCGAGCCUGUGACCACAGAGCCUAUGACCGCCGAGCCUACUUCUGCAGUUGCUGAGGCUGAAGAAAAUCAGCCGACUGAUCCUCGAGCUGGUGGGGAACCAAUGAAUAUUGAAGAGCCUACCCAGCUGCAUGGGAAUAACCCGGAGCCGAUCAGCUGGACAUUCGGGGAACCCCUUUCUCAACUGGGCGAAGAUUGGCUGGGCAAUCCCUUCAGUGCACUUGUCAGUUUAAUCCCACCAAAUUGUUCGGCAGGUGGUAGCAUACAGCCUCCAAAAGAAGUGAUGGAGCAGAUGCUAUACCAUCAGCUCAAUGGAUCCAUGAAGUGUCUUGACUACUACAUCAGCUUCAGAAAGUCUACUGAAAACUCUGCUUCAGAUACUAAAGCUUUGAAGAAGAGACUUGAAGACUCUGACGCUGAAGUUACUCGGUUGCGAGAGAGGUCAGCUCAGCAAGAUAACGAGCUUCUACUUUUAGGAGAGCGAAUAGUGUUGCUGGAAGCUCAGUCUGCUCGAGUUUCUGAACAUAACACUGAAGCAGAGUCUCAAAUCCAAGAGCUAGAAACUGGGUUUGCUGCUGCUCAAGCAAGAUUCAAGAGGCUUCUGACAGACUAUUCAGCUCUUGAAGAUGAAGCUAGUCAAAUUAAGGAGAAGCAUGCCGAGGUUGAACUCCAAUGCAGAGCUUCUAAAGCUCGGAUCAACUCUAUUUCCGAGGAACUUCAAGAAGCGCAAAAGGAAGCCUUGGUUCAAUGUGCAAGAGCUGAGUCUGCCGAGGAGAAGCUAAAGACCGCUGAGGAGAGGCAGAAGGUUGCUGAGGAGAAGGCUUCAAGCUUCAAAGGGAAAUUCUGCCGAGCGAAAGAGCAAGUGUGCAGAUACAAGGGAAAAGCUCGGAUCUUCUACAAGCAGCUAUCCUUUGCUUCCUGGGCUCGAGACUCAGGCUGGGGCUUAGGUUAUAUUACAGGCUUUGAGACUUUCCGAGAUUGGGUCAAAAAUCCUUCUAAUCUCAUCAACCUCUACACUGUCAAUGCUGAGGACGUCCCUCCUGCUGAACAGGCCAUUGAAGAGGUUGCUAGCAUUGGCCAAAAGGAGAUGCCAGAUUGCAAGGGGAUCACAUUCUUUGGCUACAACCCUUUUGCUAGAUCCGAGGUUGUGGGACACCCGGAAGCUAAAGAGCACCUAGAACCUGAAGAGCAUUCGGAUGAUAAUGACUCUUCAAAGUCGGUGUAUGUAUCAGAGGAGGAGUGGGACUUUGUAUCGGAUGGUGCCGAAAGUCCCAAUACUUAAAGUCUUGUAAACGUAAUCCUGUGCAAAUGUUUUUAAUGAAAAUCAUUUGCUUAAACUACUCGGCUAUUUCCUUUAUUUGCAAAUAGUAAAAGAGA